This is a messenger RNA of Mya arenaria, 1200 nucleotides long. RefSeq lists its product as uncharacterized. Lineage: Eukaryota; Metazoa; Mollusca; Bivalvia; Myida; Myidae. The record is from RefSeq and is a predicted model, not a curated record. Bases 1 to 1050 code for a protein of 349 amino acids. The transcript has 7 exons.
AUGGACGACCCCAACGCGGAAGUCAAUGUAAACAAUGAUGAAAAUGUUGCCGAACUUGAAAAUGAACUUCAAACAUUGUACUUAAACUGCUUAGAAUCUCACAAAACAGCGGUUCAGAUAAAGUCAGCUGCAAAACCGUUUCUCCAGACACCUUCAACCAUGCCAGGAUCAAACGGCAAAAUAACUCUUCUCAAGUUUGUUGUUCUUCCAGUGGUGAUGAUUUUGCUUGGUGGGCUUCUUUCCAACCAAUCUUGCAACCAAUUUAUGAAGCAUUCCUUUAGGAGAACAAUCAUUCAUGUGCUGCCUUUUCUGGAUUGGACACAGCUGUACGAGACGAACUGUUUUGUCCCAAAUCCGUUAGCAGAGAGUUUUGAUAGGCCUCUUCUCAAUGAGGACUGCAAGAUUUGUUCGAAUGUCUCGGAAGUGACGGUACUAUUGGACACCUCAGAGGAAGAUAUAGCCAACCACUUUUCUGAAAGUGACAUGCCGUUGGUUAUACUCGGCCAAAAUCUUCAACCAACAGUUUCCAUGGAAACUCUGGCAGAGCUUUACUUAGACGAGGAAAACAUGAACAUUUACACGAGUUGUGAAUUUGCAAGCAGUCUUCCGAUUAAGGAAGUGAGAAACCAGAGAGGUCUUUUAUUGAAAGCACGUGCAAAACAAAUACACAACUUCUACGCAUCAUGGCAAAAUUGCUUCACUGAAGCUGCAAAGACAUUCCGGCAGCUGUACACGAAGCCAGAAUUCCUACCUUCCGCAUUAGAGCUCGACGCAUCAAACUGGGUGUUUAUAUGUGAACAGUACACGGAACGCAAACUUAUAAAGAUGCCUAUGUUGGAUCAAUUUAUGGUACUGCUUCAGUUGAACGGGGAACUAGAGUUAAUUUUUACACCGCGACAACCGUGUUUAAACAACUGUACUCAACUGACAACAACUUUGGAAAAGGGAGCAUCUUUGAUGGUGACCGACUUCUUGUACGACAUUGAGUAUGUAACUUGUCUUAGUGGAAGCAGCCUGACUGUCGGACUGGCCGGAAGAAUUGAUCUCUGACACGCGUCAUGUCCGCUGCGUUAUGCAGGUCUAGAGAACAUUUAAGCUCAGCAAUUGUAUCUCUUGAAUUUGAAUUGUUUGUGUAUAGCGGAAAUUUUAAUAUACAUGUAUAUGUUUACUUUCAAGCAAGAAUAAACCUUAUACACAUUU